Molecule: messenger RNA, 7307 nt
Organism: Monomorium pharaonis (pharaoh ant)
Lineage: Eukaryota; Metazoa; Arthropoda; Insecta; Hymenoptera; Formicidae
Product: putative leucine-rich repeat-containing protein DDB_G0290503
Exons: 9
Coding region: 2114-4750 (878 amino acids)
Biological process (GO): endoplasmic reticulum tubular network organization
Cellular component (GO): endoplasmic reticulum membrane; endoplasmic reticulum tubular network; cytoplasmic microtubule
Molecular function (GO): microtubule binding
Source: RefSeq, a predicted model, not a curated record
AACACAAAACAGUUAUAGGAGUUUGAUGCCGUUUGAUUGUUGUAAUUAAUAGAUGAGAUUUUUCAAUAAUUAGAGGCACUGACAAAUAUACUUCUAACGCUGUACAAAUUAAAGGGAAUACCUGGGCUCUGUUGUGCUAGUGAAAUAGAAAAUGAGUGACGUCGCGGUGUAUACUUCCGGCGUUUUACGACGUGGACAAUCGAUCUCUCUGACGUUACGGUUUUAUAAUUUUUGUCGCGAGCCUGUCUAUCGCCCCUCGAUCUGCGGAGAAUUGACGCUAACGCGCUAAUUUAAUUCGCUCGGCUGAGUUUGAUGAAGUGACUUGGCAACUCGUGUUAACGCAGCCAUUGUUUUUAUUCUUACAAGGAAACUUCUGCUCCGGACAGGAGUGGCGAGGUUGGAAACGACAGGAAUAUCGUUUUUCGAAGUCUCACCGUGUACAAUAAAAUUUAAUUAACCCAUGGCAUACAAAAUUAAUUCACAAAGUUAUAAACACACAAGUUGUAACUGUUACGCAUUAUUCGUUGUUUAAUUUAUUUCUCCGGAGACUUCAGAGACUCCCCAGAGUGCUGUCGAAACUUUCGAGGGAACGUCACGCGGAGAAUUCACAGCAUGUGUGAUGUUCAGGAGAAACAAUACUCCUGUUGUGCCUCCCAUCUGAUUUACGUGUUAUUCCGUCAUUGUAGUCUUGCCACUUUUAUUUCGGCGAAACGAUACCGAUGUUAAGACUCGCGCGCAAAGUUUAACGUUAACUCCGCCGAAUUCUAAAUUCGCGCAGUACGUCGUUUGUGAAUUAAAUGAUCGCGGCCCUUAUUCUGAUAAAGCUUGACCGAUGCGAUAUCUAGGUUGGCGCGUAUAAUUAACCCGCGCGCUUCUGGCACAUACGGAGAUGACCUACUCGCGAAAAAACGGCCAUGCAUCCGUCUAAAUGCAUCCGUCGCAAAUACUCUUUCGAGACUUUGGAAUUUAAAACAUAUAUCAUUUUGGAAGCUUCGAAUAUUUGACCUACUGUGAUACAACAGAAUAUCUCGAGCUGUCCGCAUCUACUCCGAUCUAUAGACUCUUUGACCUUUAUUCGAUAUCGAACAGAAAUAAGCUCUUCAUAUCAUAUAACAUUUAAGCUUCAACAGUAUUUUAAAUGUAAAGGUCGUUAAAAAUUUAAGAUUUUUUAAAUCAACCUUUUCGACAUUUUAUAUAAAUGACGAGAUAUUUCAUUCUAUUUUUCAUUUAUUUUGAUUUGAAUUUUAAUAGAAUUCUCCUUUAAAAUUUGCAGAGUAGCGUUUAAUUAAAUGUUAUUGAAAAGGAUCGAUUCUCAAUUUGCUUAAAAAAUAAAUAUAACGAAAAAAAUGAUAAAGGAAUGCGCAAACAUUCCGUAAUAGCUCCGAAAAUAAGAUUCCUUAAACUAAACGUCUUGAAACACUUGUAUUUCCUUCGAGGCAUAAACGUAAACAGCUUCAACCUGAUCGAGAUGGUUCCACGGGACGUGCGGAUUAGUUUACGGAAGCGUUUCGUGGCGCGAACACAAUCAGGUGAAUCAUCGAGGUGCGCGAAAGUCGUGGUCUUUCAGCAGACGUCGUGUCGCGUUUAGCAGCAACGCUCGCGUGAUAGCGGCUUAAGGCGCGAAAAUAGAGCCUCCGCAAGCUCGUUGUCGUCGUCGUCGUCGACGUCGUUGACGGUGCCCGUACGGACGCAGCUACGCGCUUAGUCUGUAACUGGAAGCAUACGCGAGGAGAACGACUCGAAUCGCCGCGCAUUAAACCUGGGGAGCACGGUCUCACGGGCGAGAACAUAAUCUCCGGCAAACAACAACGACACGCACGGCGAGCGCGGUGACGAAGCAGGAAACGAAUUCGCCAGAAUUCGUCACGACCUCAGAGAGGACUGACGAAGCGUCGUUGUCUCGCACGCAACGGCCACGAACAGGCAGCGACAGGAGUUCGAGGAGACGAGACGCGAAUGAAUCUGACGGGCGAACCAGUUGGAUUCUCGACUCGUCGUGCUGGUCCGACGAUCGCAGGAUCUCCAGAAGUGUCCAAGAUUUCACGAUUACAGAAAAUUUAUAGGCGCGCGACGCGAGAGAGAAAGAGAGAUAGAGAGAAAUAAAAUUGAUAAUAUGAUGGAUACGAGAAAAGACCGCCGAUCGACGAUUGAUAUUUUCGAGAAGGACGUGCCGCGAUCGGACGAAUUGCCGAUUGCGGUGAUCGAUAGGACAGGAAUAGGCGAACUUUUGGCGAGACAAGCGAUGGCCUGGUGCCGUUACUGGCUGCAAACGUUCCCCAUGAAAAUGACGUUGAACAACGUCGGAUUGUUGACGGUGUUCCUGGCGAUAGUGUCGCCGCGAUCCCUUAUUUACAGACUCGUUUAUCCGAUUUUCAGAUUGGUCUUCGGCACCUUGUACCCGGCGUAUGCUUCCUACAAGGCGGUGCGCACGAAAAAUGUCAAGGAAUACGUAAAAUGGAUGAUGUACUGGAUCGUGUUCGCGCUGUUUACAUGCGCGGAAACAUUCACUGACGUCUUCUUUAGUUUUUGGUUUCCGUUUUACUAUGAGAUCAAAAUCAUCCUGGUGCUGUGGCUGCUAAGCCCGGCCACCAAGGGCUCCAGUAUCCUUUACCGGCGCUUCGUGCAUCCCGCGCUAAUCCGCCGUGAAGCCGAGAUCGACGAGGCUCUAGCACGCGCGACCGAGCAGGGUUACACGGCAGUGCUGCAUCUCGGCACCAAGGGCGUCAACUAUGCCACCACGGUCCUCAUGCAGACCGCCAUUAAGGGCGGCGGCGGGCUGGUGCAACAAUUGAGGAAGAGUUACAGCCUCAGUGAUCUAACCGGCGAGAAGGAGGACGAAAAUAGAAACACACCCGAUGCGCGUGACGGGACGGACAUGGAAGUGGAACCUCGCCGAAGAGAGCACAUCGGCAGAAGAGGUUAUAGUCCUCGCAGAACCCAGUCCAGCAGCAACGCGUCUCGAGUGGAGAUGUAUUUUUCCGAAGUGGAUGUCGAGGUUCGACAGCCAAGGCCUAGAGAGCCUAUAGCUAGUUUAACAAAUAUAAGGUCUUCGGACGACAUAUCUAGUGGUUACAGUAGCGGCGAGGCAUUGCAGACUCAGCGCAUGACUUCUCAGGGUGACUCUUUAGUAAGAACAUCGAGCGUCGGUGCGAGAACACGCGCGAAGACCACUCGCUCCACUACGAAGAAGACGCCCGAAGACAGGAGCGAGGAUUUCGACUUCACACCUUCUGAAAACGUUUCCCUACCGUCGUCCCUAAACAUCCUCACUCCCGAACAAGCUGUCGAGCUUUUACUAUUGUUGUCCCAGAGUAACAAAUCGGUAGACCUACCGACAUUUAUUACCGCAUCUAGUAUCGAUUACGAUGAAUCCACAAACGAAAACCGAUUCGCAACGAAAAUAGACGAUAAUGAAUCGUCAUCGACGGAAUCGAGCGGCGAGUUCGUUGACAUAGACUCGCAACAAAUAGACGUGCAAACAGUUCAAACUAUUGAGAUCAAGAAUAUCUCGACGGAAAACUUAUCAAUACCCAUGGUGACAAAAAACGUAGACAAAAUAAAUAUUGAUAGUUCGAUAAAAGAAUCUGAUUUUCAGAAAGACAGUUCUAAUGCGCAAAUCAAAUAUGUUGACGACGAACCAAAUAGUAACCAAAUAGUUUCGUCUAUUUCCCAAAAGCAAGACGUUUCUAACGUACAAAUUGAAUAUAUUGAUGAUGAACCAAAAGGUAAUAACCGAGUAGCUUCAGCUGUUUCCGAAAAGGACGAAGUAGCAGCCAAUCUCGAACGAACAACCGGCGAGAUUUGUCAGCAAAAGUUCGAUGAACUGAAACAGUUAUUAGAUGACGCGCACAAAGCUGUAACAGGCAUUGUAUCUUCCCAAGAAAAAUUGAAUACGCUUGACAGAGGUAAGGAAUACGCAAAUGUACGGGAAAUUAGAACUGGCGAUUCGUCGAGCACUCGCGUUCGCGAUAUCGUAGUCCAUUCUCCCGAUAUGCCGAGCACAUCGAGCGAUCUCGAUGGCGAUAAUCGCGCGGGGAAAUAUCAUAAAAAGCCCGCUCCGAAAGCUCCAAUAACUAACAAGGCAGUAACAUGUAAUGAAGACAUUAACGAAAACGAGUCUCAAAACGCUUUGAAGGCCACGUUGGUCAUUAAAACUGGAACGUUGAGAACUGUUUCAAACCCAGAUGCCAAGAAAGACAUAUUCCUGGCGCAUGGUCCCCCAGACACAAAGAAAAAAAAGAAGAAAUCUAAUAAAUUACGCGCCAAGGAAAGCUUUACCAAAUUAUUAACGAUCCCAAAGAACAUCUUUCACAGCGCUUUUCAUAAAGAGCAGAGCGAAACUUCCUCCAAGGAGGAAGAUUCCAGCUCAACGUACUCCGAGACUAGUGGACCCACGUCGAGAUCGAAUAGUAUUGGGUCCCAGGUGUUCGUCGACACAGCCGCAAAAUUAUCUGUUUCAAAGCAGGAAGUGGAUGUGGAAGAGAUUCCACUAAGAUCGGAGUGUGACGACGAUACUAAAAAUUUCAACAAAAAUAUAAACUCUUUCGAAAAAUUGAAUACUGAAAUUGUACCGUUGAAUGAAGUUGAAGUUACUCUUAAAACUGAAAGUAAUAAAAAAGAAGAAGAUGCAAUGAAUAUGAAGAGAUCUGACAAACCUGAAAAGAACAUUGAAAAUGAAUCAAACUCUCAGAUUCGCGAAAUGUCGCUAUCUUACAGCGACAAAAAAGAGAUCAUCACUGAUAUUAAUUAAUUAAGCGUAAUGUCUCACAGGAAAAUUAUAUCAACUAAUUAUUUUAUUAAAAUAUUAGCUAAUUAAUUUAUUAAAUGUUUACGUGUAUCUAUUUUUUCUUUCAUGUUUUUAUUAAGAUAUGAUAAAAAGCUUGUUCCUUCUCUUUGCAUCCUACUUCCCGUACAUCAUAUUUUAUCCUAAUUGGAAAUCCGGGCAGAAGAGAUGGACUGUUCCAUUAAGAUCAUAACAAGUUUCGCUACUUUACCUCGAAGUAAGAAGACUAGUAGUAAGAAAAAAGUGGCAUGAAACCUCCCUGCUGCUGACCGUAUCAAGGAGUAAGACCAAGUCCAUUGUAACGAAGAAAAAAAAAUCUUCACCGGCGUGCGGGUCUAAAUUUUGCACGAGCCAGGUAUAACGGGCACACUGUCGGUCAGCAGCGAAUAUGAAUUAGCCAAAACACGCGAUGUAUACAAUUGAAUGUUUCUAGCACCGUUAUUUCUUAAUUCAGCUUUUUUAUUUUAUUUAACUUGUUAAUCGUUAGUUAGUUUUCAUUAGCCGGAAAGGGCAGAACCCAGUCUUUUCUCUCAUUUAUUCGCAAGAAACUUGCCGGAUAUAUGCGAGGAUAAAAGAAAAUUCUGACAGCUUGUCUCAUCCUCGGAAAAGAAGAAACGUUUAUACAAGUAACGUUUAUAUACAUACACUGAAUCGUCAAUCACGUCGAGUCACGUUGCACCGUUGCUCACAGUCAUCCGACACAUUGUUACACGAUUCGAUAAUUUCUUAUAUGUAUCUUAAGCUCUCUCGCGAGAGAGUCCAGUCUAGCUUUUAUAUGCUAACGUUUGGUAGUGCUGUCAUAGGUAGGGAGGACUUGAUACAGUUAUAUAUUUGCUUACAAAUAGGCUUCGUUUGUAACGAAACUUGCUGUAAUCGCGGUGUAGUCGAGAGUGGAGUAGAAAAAGGAGUCCGUGCUAACCCAAAUCAGGGAUCCCGGUGCUUAAUUUCCGACAUAGGUGACCGAGGGAAUCAACAAAGGAAUCCUCCAUCAGCGACUGCAAAAUAGCCGCGCGAUAACUUUGAUAUUGUGAACACUAUUGUAAUUGAACAAAUUAAAUCUAGUCAACGAGGAAAAUGAGUAGGAACUCAGACCAUAUUGAAAUAGUGCCACGCGAUUGCCUGUAUAUAAUUCUCUUUUCACUACCGAAUAGUAAUUUGAUGGACCGUCUAACUUAUGAUUACGUAUGCGUGUCGCAGAGAAUUGUGUGGACUUAACUGAAUAACUGUUCUCCCUCACACGAAAUCUUAAGUUUAAGAAAUCGCGCGAAAAGAAAAAAAGAAAAAACUACAGAUACGAUCUUGCGUAAAGACCAACGAUUAAUCCGUGACAAAUUAUCAAGAGUAUUGUUGACGUGCGAGAUCAUUUUCAAUUUUUGCACGCUAGCAAUUCGAAAACAAGAUACUAGCGAUGUACUUUGACAGAGUGAGUUUUUUUAAGACAACUAGCUAUAUUCUUAACUUUAUAUCAGUUUUAUCUCCUCGCGCUCUUAUUUAGAAUAUAUAUCUUGCUUGUGUCUAACUCACGCGAUAAAUUUUUAAUUUAAAAAUAUAUUGUAAUUAUAUUUCUCGUAUAGAGUAUACUUUCAUUAGAGCGAAUGAUUUUAUAUCGUACGCUCGCGAAAGUCUUACGCACAAGUCCUACGACUAUUUUAAAUUUAUUGUAUACGUUAAUGGAUUCGUAUAUAGUUUAUCAUACUGUGUACUUUAACAUUUAUUACAUUGUACCUUAGAUAAAAUUUAUACAUUGCGUACAAUUAACUUAAAUUUAGAAACAAGAAGAACACGGUGUGUUAAUGUAUCAAUUGUACACUCGAUGAGUGAUGUUACUCGAUUAACAGUUGUUGAUUUUGCGUGUAUAUAGGUUGUACGCAAAAAGUUCACGAUACCAUCGGGAAAGAAAAAUGUAGCAAAUGCUUUUGAUACACCUCCUGAUGUAUAAAUAAAUCAUGUAUAAAUGGAAAUUAAUUAUAAAAUAUAAAAAGUAACAUAUUAAAUGCGGAUCUCUACGCAAAAUAGAUAUUUUUAUUCAAUCUAAAUGUGCAAUAUUCGCACAAAGUUAUGCAUUUGCUGCAUUUUAUCUGCAUCUUUAUAACACGACUCGUUGAAAAACGUUAAUACGUAUUUGUCUCGAACUUUAUAUAUAUUUAUGCGAGAAUAUGUGAUAAGAGAGUGAGUGAAAGAGUAAGAGAAAGUGCUCAACUAUGAAUCUCUACCGGUGUUAAGCGGUCGGUUUCCUAUAGAUCUUAUAUAUAAAGAUAUCUCUCGUUCUUUGUAAGUAUUUAACGCCUCUGGCGCAUAAAUUAUGUCUCGAGCUAUUCUGGUGCUGCGAUCUUUGUAAUUUGUUUUAUAUAGCUUCGUAUUUCGAUACAGUAUACGAGAGAAAGCAGAGUCGAAAAAAUACGUUUGAAAUAAAAAGUUGCUCUGUGUCCGAGUUGCUCGGAAAAUUAUCGAUGAUGCAGAGUGAUAUCGCAAUUGACAGUAUUUCAGUUCAAACAUAAUGUAGCGAAUAAAUGACAUUAAAAUA